Molecule: messenger RNA, 1569 nt
Organism: Saccharomycopsis crataegensis
Lineage: Eukaryota; Fungi; Ascomycota; Saccharomycetes; Ascoideales; Saccharomycopsidaceae
Exons: 1
Coding region: 1-1569 (522 amino acids)
Biological process (GO): transmembrane transport; tripeptide transport; dipeptide transport
Cellular component (GO): plasma membrane
Molecular function (GO): dipeptide transmembrane transporter activity; allantoate transmembrane transporter activity
Source: RefSeq, a predicted model, not a curated record
AUGUCCGUUGAAAAACAAUCCCAUAAUUUGACUGAAAAAGGUUCAAUUGAACCAGAAGAUAUCCAAUUGGGUACCGUUGUUUCUACAUCUGGCAAAAUGGUCAAUGUUCAUGGUGAUAUGAAACAUAUGGAUCAAGCACUUGGCUUGGCUUUACAGACCAAGGAUAUGUCUUUCACUGAGGAAGAAGAUAAAAAAUUACUUAGAAAAAUAGAUUUUGCUCUUAUUCCUUUUGUCUCGUUUCUUUAUUCAUUAUUCUAUGUUGAUAAAGCCUCUAACGGUUGGGCUGCCGUGAUGGGGAUCAGAAAAGAUAUGCAUAUGGUUAAUGAUAUGUUUAGUUGGUCAGGUUCUGCUUUUUACCUUGGUUACUUGGCUUUCCAACCAUUCGCGAGUUUUUCGCUUCAAAAAUUCCCAUUGGCUAAAACUUUUUCGGUCUAUAUGUUUUCUUGGGCCGUCAUCAUUUGUCUCCAAGCCACCAAUGUGAACUAUCCUGCUUUUAUCUUUUUGAGAACACUUUUGGGUUGUGCUGAAGCUUCCGCAUCUGUUUUUACCACCGUUCUCACUUCGCAAUACUACAAAAAGAAAGAAUCUUUCCUCAGAGUGUCUUUUUGGCUUGCAACUUCUGGAUUUGGGGUCUUCUUUGGUAACAUGUUGGCUUACGGAAUUGCUACUAGAGCCGACAGCUUUUCAAUUGCUCCUUGGAAGAUCUUAUUUAUUGUAAUUGGUUUAAUCUCUUUUGUUGUUGCCAUUAUUCUUGCUUUCCAUAUCGCUGAUGAUCCAUCAAAAGCUUGGUUCUUGAAUGAAAAGGAAAAGUUGAUGGUGGUCGAAAGAAUUAGAGAAAAUUAUCAAGGUUUCGGUAACAAAGUCUGGAAAAAGCAUCAAUUCAUUGAAGCCAUGACUGAUAUCAAGACUUAUUUAUUUUUCAUUUAUGCUGUUGCUUUUAAUAUUCCAAACUCCGCUUUAGCCUCUUUUGGUUCUAUUCUUUUAUCAAGUGACUUGGGCUACAGUUCGACUGACUCUUUGCUUUAUGGUGCUCCACAAGGUGUCGUUGAAUUCAUGUGUUUGCCACUCAUCGCUUACAUGAUCCAAAGAUUCAACUUACCAAGAUUGCUCAGUACUGCGGUUGUUAUUACUAUCACUAUUGCCUUUGCUUGUAUGUUGGCUUUUGGCAAGAAUCACGGUACCCAAUUAGCCGGUUACUAUUUGUUGUAUCUCAUGCAAAUCGGACCAAUUGGUAGUUUCUCAUACUUUGCAUCUAAUGUUCCAGGUCAUACCAAAAAAAUUACCAUCACUAGUGUCUACCUUGUUGGCUACUGUGUUGGUUCUUUGAUUGGUCCUCAAACCUUUGUCGCUAAAGACUCACCAAACUAUGUUCCUGCUAAGAUUGCCAUCGUUGUUUGUGUCAGUGUCGCUGCUGCUUGCUUCUAUGGAAUUUAUUUCCUCUGUUUGUUGGAAAACAAAUCCAGAGACAAGAAGGCUGCUGAAUUGGGUGACCAAUAUGUUGUUCCUGAAAACAUUGAAUUUGGUGAUUUGACUUCUAAUGAAAAUAUCUAUUUCAGAUAUGUUUUAUAG